AUGUCGAACGGUAUUGAAUGUGCCUUUCCUGCUGGAGAUGAAAGUGAUGAUAGCAGCAAUGAAUGGGACAUUGGAUAUGCCUGUAAUAAGGGAAGCCCUGACUCUGAGAUUACAGACUCGUCCGUUCCCGGUAAUAAUGAGGACAGUGUGUCUACGUUGAAGAGAGCCAUUAACGUUGGAGAUGUCCAGACAGUGCAGCAGCUGUUGGACAGUGGCAUGGAUGUGGAGACGCGUUUGAGCUUUGAAUGGACACCACUGAUGUGUGCUGUUCAUGUGGCCCACUGUGACUUGGCGAAACUGCUACUAGACCGUGGUGCAAAUGCAAACUUCAGCAGAGAUCACUACACUGUGCUGAUGGCUGCCUGCACAGCUGUGUCUGCCACCGAAGAGAAGAUCAGCAAGUGUGUUGAACUGCUACUGACCCGCAAUGCAGAUCCAAACGCGUACGAUCGUUCCCACAUGACCUGCGUGAUGCUGGCUGCCAGGGACGGGUAUACACAUGUCAUCAAUCUGUUGGUGUCUCAUGGAGCAGAAGUCAAUGCCCAGGAUGUCAGAGGCCACACGGCACUCACUAUAGCUGUGCAGUAUGGACAUGAAAAGGCUGUUUUAAAACUUCUUCAGCUUGGAGCUGAUAAAUCCGUCAAAACCAAAGCAGGGAAAACAGCAGCUGACCUCGCUUUCAAAAAACCUGAGAUAUCCAGGAUUCUUGCCUCCCCAAGAGACACUGUGAAUAACGGUGACGUGCUGUCCAAAACCGAGGCUCUGUCCAAGUUUUUCAAAAGGAAUCCACAAACAGCCUCCAAGGACAGUAUUUCAAAGCUGUGUGAUAUUGAGCUGCUGUUACAUGGACUGAAUCUGGAUUAUCUCUCUGACACAAUUCUUAAAAAUGAUGUAACAUGGAGCGACCUUCUGACUAUGGAGAAGGAGGACUUGGAAAAGAUUGGUGUCACAGACCCAGAAGAUCAGAGGAAAGUAUUGAGUGCAGUUCAGGAGAUGCACCUGGACAAAGUGGAACUGGAAACCUUGACAAAACUUGACAACAUAGACACCGGGAGUGAGGAGCUGUACAACUUCCUGAUCAGUCUGAGGCAGCAGUGCUGUUACCUGACUGAGACGGUGCAGGACGUCAUCAGCCGCUUCCCCCGCACUUCCUCCGAGCUUGUCUUGACACGGGACCCUAGAAAGGAAGCUCAAGCCAUCUGUGCCGAACUGGUAAUUCAGGCUGGGGACCUCCAAAAAGAAGUCACCUGCCUCAAAGAACUCCUGAGCAAGAUGGACCCUGCUGAGUUCUCGUGCCAGGUCCAACGGCCUAGUUCCCACGGUAACUGGAAGAAAUGGGCGCUGAAGAGGUUUGCACUGGGCAUGCUUGGAGCAGGGCUACUCCUGCUAUUUUCGCAAAGAAGGAACUUAAAGUUUUACUUUUGA
Molecule: messenger RNA, 1425 nt
Organism: Chanos chanos (milkfish)
Lineage: Eukaryota; Metazoa; Chordata; Actinopteri; Gonorynchiformes; Chanidae
Gene: asz1
Product: ankyrin repeat, SAM and basic leucine zipper domain containing 1
Exons: 13
Coding region: 1-1425 (474 amino acids)
Cellular component (GO): pi-body
Molecular function (GO): protein binding
Source: RefSeq, a predicted model, not a curated record